GCCUGCUAUCGUGCACGAGCGGCACGUGUUCAGUCUCGGGGUUACUAGUCCCGUCAAACGUCGAUAAGUUCCGUUCAUAGACAUAAAGCUAGUGUCCCGGUGGGCGUGGUUUAAAAAAUUUAAGGUCGAAACCAAAUUUCUGGAAUGGGUCCGAAGAAGAGCCAGGGAAAAGGAAAGGAGGCAUCUGCCGAUGACCAUGCUGGCGGCGGCAAAGGAAAAGAGAAGAAAGGAGGGACAGCCGUAAAGGUGAGGCACAUCCUUUGUGAGAAACAAAGCAAAGCACUGGAAGCCAUUGAGAAGCUGAAAGCAGGAGCCAAGUUUAAUGAAGUGGCCACAAAUUAUAGUGAAGAUAAAGCAAGACAAGGUGGUGAUUUGGGGUGGAUGAGCAGAGGUUCCAUGGUUGGAGAAUUUCAAGAUGCUGCCUUUGGACUUCCUUCCUCUACAGUGGACAAACCAGUUUAUACUGAUCCUCCUAUCAAGACAAAAUUUGGAUAUCACGUGAUCAUGGUGGAAGGAAAGAAGCCACAAUUAUUGCCACUUGGUGGCACUCCCCUGUUAGGUCUCAGUUUCUUCCAAAAUGGAGCAGGAAGUGCUGAUAAAGUUAGCGAUUCACCAACUCGUCAGCGCAUGCUGGCUCUAUUGGAGCCAGAGAAGGAGACGGGAUGGGACAGAUUGAAGUUAAUGUUUUCCUUGGAUUCCUAUGGGCAGGUCAGCCCAGAACUGGACUUCCCACGGCAGGGAUUACUCUUUGGUUUUCUAAUUGGAGCUGUUGGAGGUGCAGUCACUCACUCAAGAAAUGCCCUAAAUAACUUUGUCCGUCAGAACAAGGCAACUCAGUUCAUGGAUCACCUAGAAGCAAAGAGAAGACUCCAAGAUAAAAUGUACCUGGCCAUGCUUAAAGGAGGCUGGAGGUGGGGCUGGCGAUUGGGAGUAUUUGUUGGCACCUUCACCCUCAUUUCCAACACUAUUGCUGUGUAUCGGAAUAAAUCUGGAAUUUUAGAAUAUGCCACUGCUGGAACUGUCACAGGAGGACUCUUCAAAUUCAGCAUGGGUCCAAAGGGGAUGAUUGCUGGUGCAGUUGCAGGUGGACUUCUUGGAAUUGUUGGAGGACUUGCAAACUUCCUGAUUGUUCGGACUACUGGUGUAGAUAUGCCUGAAAGACGCUUUUGGCAUUACAAAUGGCAGGAAGAAUCUGAACAGUUCUACAAGAAAAUGUAUGAGAUUGGACGUGAAAACAAAGGCAUCUAUGAUGCAAGAGAUGUCCAGCAUGAGAAGCAAAGACUAUCUUCACCUUCAGAGAAUUUGGUGACAGAAGGAGAAAGUGAAGAAGGAAGUACUAAUGUAAAAGAGAAUGCCACAUCUACAGCCAUGUUUGCUGAAAUCAAAGACAGAGAACACAUAAUAACAGCAAGAAUUCUCAAAAGUGAAGACUCUCUAUCGUCCAAAAGAGAGAGUCACAGGACAAUCAAAUCAAGCAUUGAGUGUGAACCUAACCAAUUGGAAGAUGUUGUAGGAAAGGAACCUACAAUAGAACAGAGAACUGGGACAUGAUAUCACUCUUCCUCAGACUGAUUUCCUGUGCAAACGGCUGACAUUUCUCUGUUCAUUGAAUUAUGUGGGAGGCAACAGUGCUUGAAACUGCAGGAC
Darwinula stevensoni is the source of this 1647-nucleotide messenger RNA. NCBI's taxonomy places the organism in Eukaryota, Metazoa, Arthropoda, Ostracoda, Podocopida, Darwinulidae. The record is from the annotation of a GenBank genome assembly.